Messenger RNA from Carlito syrichta (Philippine tarsier), 1391 nucleotides. It is a transcript of the gene MRPL45, whose product is annotated as mitochondrial ribosomal protein L45. The record is from RefSeq and is a predicted model, not a curated record. Lineage: Eukaryota; Metazoa; Chordata; Mammalia; Primates; Tarsiidae. Gene Ontology annotation, cellular component: mitochondrion. The transcript is spliced from 6 exons. The annotation marks the transcript as partial.
CCAGUCCUGGUGACUCAGUCAACAGUUGUAGUUCCAGUGAGAACCAAAAAACGUUUCACACCUCCUACCUAUGAGCCUAAAUACAAAACAGAAAAGGAGUUUAUAGAACAUGCCCGGAAAGCAGGAUUGGUCAUUCCUCCAGAACACUUGGAGCGUCCCAUACAUCUGGCCUGUACAGGUGAGACGUGGUAUUUCUGGGACCCUGAUUCAGGCCCCCUUCUAGUCCGGAAGAUUAAAGAAUAUGAUGCCAGUUUUAAAACAAAGGACUUCCCUGAAAAAGCUAAGGAUAUCUUCAUUGAAGCUCACCUUUGUCUAAACAACUCAGACCAUGACCGGCUUCAUACCUUGGUAACUGAACACUGUUUUCCAGACAUGGUCUGGGACAUCAAAUACAAGACAGUGCGCUGGAGCUUCGUGGAGUCUUUAGAGCCGCCCCAGGUGGUUCAGGUUCGCUGUUCGAGUCUGGUGAACCAGGGCAACAUGUAUGGCCAGGUCACCGUGCGUAUGCACACGCGCCAGACUCUGGCCAUCUACGACCGGUUUGGCCGAUUGAUGUAUGGACAGGAAGAUGUGCCCAAGGAUGUCUUGGAGUAUGUUGUGUUUGAAAGGCACCUGACGAACCCCUAUGGGAGCUGGAGACUGCAUGGCAAGAUCGUCCCCUCAUGGGCACCCCCUAAGCAGCCCAUCCUUAAGACGGUGAUGAUCCCUGGCCCCCAGCUGAAGCCGUGGGAAGACUAUGAAGAGGCACAAGGAGAGCCCCAUCAGCCUCAGCCGGUCUGACAAAAGAAAUGACUCCUGGGGUGAAGCGUGGCCAAUCAGCUGCUGGAUGCUGCGAAGUCACCAUCGCCAUCAUGCUGUUGAAAGGGAGCGCCUUCCUUCUCUUCUGUCUGCUUGGAUCUUUUCAGCAGUCUCAUCCUCAACUGCCGUGGCUGAUGGCUGGGCCUGGGCAGGUGGCUGGUAGGCACAGCCAUGGGCCCUCUACUUUUUUGUAUUAUAUGUCCAUCUUCUGAUCUAGUAUGAAGGCUGUGUGUGUCAGAGAACAUCUGAUACCAGUGUUCUCCACAGCAGGGACUGUGCAAGCAAACCAGCAGCAUUUUCUUUGUAAUGACAGGGCAGGGAUCAGAGUUUGAAAUAAAACACUCUCAGGGUGUUGGAAAAAUUGUGGUGGAUUCUGUGCUUUCCCCUGUUUGAGGCUGGGAAUAGACCAGCCUUCCAGUGGCAGAAGUAGAAGGCGAGCUUACUUGUGAGUGAUGGGACUUCCAGGAAAUCUAAACUUGGGAAGAAUAGUGUUGAUAUAAUACCACUUAAGAGGACCUUUUCUCAGACAUUGACUCACUGAUGAAUCAGCAUUUGUAUUUUAUAGAAGAAUAUAAAUCCAAAGAAAUAAUUCA